Molecule: messenger RNA, 7107 nt
Organism: Colletotrichum acutatum
Lineage: Eukaryota; Fungi; Ascomycota; Sordariomycetes; Glomerellales; Glomerellaceae
Exons: 4
Coding region: 1-6732 (2243 amino acids)
Biological process (GO): autophagosome assembly; regulation of autophagy; protein autophosphorylation
Cellular component (GO): cytoplasm; phagophore assembly site; membrane
Molecular function (GO): ATP binding; protein serine/threonine kinase activity; protein binding
Source: RefSeq, a predicted model, not a curated record
AUGAGUUUGAUAUGGGACGUCCGCACUGUCCUCGCCUCUGAGGCAUUUUCGACAGGCGACCAAUCCGAUCCCGAUCCCGAAUCAGCAACGACGACCAGGACAACAGCCGAGCUCGAGCCGAUCGAUGUAUGGAAUUACUUGGUCAGUCUAAGUGAAGAUGAGAUAACCAAAAACUCAGAAUCGCCAGAUGACCACGUCAAACUUAAACACUUCAAAGAUGCCGACUUUGAUCACAGUUGGGACGCGGCCCCGGUUCAUCUCGGCGACGGCGCAUCUUAUUCCGUUGAUAAAGUGACUCUAAGCAUCAAAAGAGAUGAUGGGAAUCCUAUCAUUGUUGCGGUCAAAAAGAUUAACUUAUUUGGCAACUCUGAGUCUCGAAGUGAUUGGAGUGCCGCGACGAGACACCGUUCUGUCGCGACGGUCUUGAAGGAGCUCCGCAUUCUCGCGAUUCCAUCCAUCGAGGAGCAUUUGAAUAUCGUCUCUAUGUUGGGAUUCAGAUCUGAGUAUACGUCGACAUCCGCUCAGAACAGCACCAAUGUCUCCUUGGUCAUGGAAUACGGCUCACACGGAACCCUCAGGGACUUUUGCAAAAGCCAUUCAGAUGACGACACCUUCGACCUAGCGGCCAAGGUUCGGUUCAUGCAUGACAUAGCCAGCGGACUGGCUAAGUUACACAGCUGUGGCAUUGCCCAUGGAGAUAUCAAAUUGGAGAACACCCUAGUCUUUGACGGGAACAAGGGGCAGUUGGUAGCAAAGCUGUCAGACUUUGGGCAUUCGAUCGUUGAUCUAUACGAUUCUGAAGAACCGCAGGGGAUUUAUCUUGGUACACCGCUCAUGAACGCUCCGGAGGUGAGAACUAGACGUCAUGCUCUCCACCAUGCACAAGACUUCUUCAAAUGCGACAUCUUUUCGUUCGGCUUGUUGGUAUGGGAGCUUCUUCUAGGUGGGAAACAUUACUUCGCCACACUGCAAAGCGUUGAGGAUGCAGACGACAGCAUGGACAUGAUGACAUAUUUAUGCAACCUUCCAAAAGACGAACUUCUUCUCCAGAGUCUGAAAUACUUGCAAGGGGUGUCUGAGAAGAAUGAGGCUUCCCUGAUCCAAAUGAUCAGCCGAACUUUGCAGGCGUCACUAAGAGAUGAUCCCGAGCGAAGGCGUGGUAUAGAGGUCAUUCUCGCCUUGUUUCGACAGCACAAAUACUUGAUCAGAGAUGACUGGAUGGGGCAGGGGAUUGGCUCUUUCGCCAUCAAUUCACCACCAGAUUCGGCCCCUGGUCCGAGUUCCGGAAAGGCUUUGACAACUAGGUCGACCAUUCCCCGAAUGCCACGUAUCAUUCAAACCGACUUUGUGGACCAACUCCAGCGCACCUCAAGGGAUGCUUCAUCGCUAUCCGAAAAGCGCUCUGCUCUCUUCGAAUUAGCCAUGUGCUACAUCCACGGGGUUGGCACAGAGAGGCCGGAUUUGGGCAAGGCACUCGAUCUGCUCACGGAGUCUGCGCAGCUUGAGAGUGCAAAAGCUCUUGGGCUUAUCUUUCGGCUUUACGAUGUCCUCGGAGUCGACCCCCCGCCUCACUUGUGGCAAAUACCUCAUCAAUUCGUUGAGAUCGAAAAGGAGUUAUUAGGCAUCAAAAUCGAUGACAACUUUGUCAGGCGGCUUCGUUUACACGAGAGAUACAAACAGCGAGAUAAUCUGAAUCGUUCUUUCGACAUCCUAUACGACGGCAACCCCAUAAUCGAAGGCAUAUCCUUGGAUCGUGUUGAAGAAGGACUGAAACGUUUGAGUUUGAGAGACAUUAGACUCGAAGAUUUGAACUGUAUCUCUCAGCCAGGGGACUAUGACGGUAUACCAACGCGAGAGAGUCUCCUCAGUGUUGCUGUGCGCCAGGGCAUCAAGCCUCUGGUCGAAUUUCUGCUACAUUCAGCGGCCUCUGGAUCAAUCAAAGCGAGAAUAAUCUGGACAGACAGUCUGCUUACGAUUGCCUGUCAGGGAGGUCAUCUCAAUAUUCUCGAGCUCCUCCUUUCAAAGGAUGUGCCGACGCGCCUCACCGAGAGCCAUCCCGAAACACCCUUUCACUGGUUGAGCAUGUUUGAGCCUGAAGAGGUCGAGUCUGCCAUGAAUCUGCUUUUGAGCAACAACAAUCUCAAAGAAGAUCUAAAAGUCAGCGUAUUUAGCCCUGGCAUUGAAGUGGGAAACUGCUUGUUUCUUGGCACCGCGCUCGAAUUUGCCAUUGCCGCGAACAAUGGUCCACUUGUUGACCUGUUCAUCAAGCGCACAUCGAAAACCUCCUCCAACUACCAGCUCCACACAAUUGGAUGGACUCAGAACACAUUUUCUUUGGCCUGCUCACUGCAUCUUCAUGGCUUGAUUCCAAAAUUACUGGGCCUAGAAGAGAACUACCGUGCGACACAAUGGACAACCCCAUCAGCUCAGUCGUCUAGUCUCUUCGGCCUUCUCCAUCCCCACGACGCUCUUCUACCACUCAUGAUCCAUGGCCAGAUGUUGCGAGUUGCACUCGACUCUACAAUCGACCUACUGAUUCAGAAUGGAGCUUCUUGUGCUGAAGAGGAUCGACGUGGGUCAUCCAUACUCAUGAAAGCCUUGAGCGCUGCACCGUGCAGAUUCAACACCGAUCUGCUACUGGCCCUUAUCGAUCGCGGUGCACGCUGUACAAUUCGCGGCAAAGAAGAGCCGAUGAAUGCCGUCGACCGCAUCUGCAAAAGGGAAGACCGCGCCGGACCGGCCAUAGUGAAGCUUUUGCUAGAAAAGGAGGUGCUGUCGCCAACGAUUGACAAUUUGGCGAUCGCUUUAAAGGAAGGCAACACUGCUGUUGCAUCCGUAUUCCUCGAUUUCGAAAGUGAUGGAAAAAGAAUCGGCGCCAAUGAUCCUUUCGUAGCUGGUGACGCGUCUUUGUCCUUACUUUUCCUCGCGACAUCAUCCGGAAAUGCAUCCACCGUCGAACUUCUCCUAGAUCACGGAGCCGACAUCAAUUCCAAGUGGGGGGAACGAACGCCCCUGGAAGCGGCAAUCAGUUUGGAGAAGUGCAACGCUGAGACCAUUGAUCUCUUAAUCGCCCGGGGCGCGACUCUAGUAUACGGCAGCUUCUCCUUGCUACAUCGUGCAGCUUCACUGGCUUCUCGGGUCAAUGGUCACCAUGUUCUGUUUCAUCUCCUCAGAAACCCACAGAUCAGAGAUUUGAUAAACACCGCGACCAAUUUCGAUGAUGAGAACCCUGACAUCACGCCUCUUAAUAUGGCAGUCUAUUCCGGAAAUCCUGGCGCGGUUCACGCCCUCCUCCAAGCCGGAGCUCUUGUCGAGACAGGAGAUGCGCUAGAUCGGAUUUUGCGACUCGCGGUUAAUGUUGGCCGACGUCCUCAGACCAGUCCUUUAUGGGAAAAUAGAAGCAUCAAUGCAGGGAGUCUCUACAAGUGGCGCUUAGACAUGGAGAACAUCAUCAUUGCCCUGCUAGGUAAAGGAAAACCAGGUCACAGGAGGAGUAGUCUUCACAUUGCUACUGAGUUGAACAACCGACCAAGAGUUAUAGAGCUAGUCGAACGUCACGGCUACCGCAUCUUUGUUGGAGAUAAAGAAAAGCUCCUGCCUACAGCAUACCUAGAAGACAUCGAAAGUUUGAGUGGGAAUGGAGACGAACCGGAGUACCUAGAGAACCUGCGGCUACUCAAGGAGUACAUUCAAACUAAGCUACUUGAAGAAAUAGCACGGGAUUCAGAGAAACCAGAGUUUAUCGAGAAGAUGCUGGAGGAUAUCUCAGUCGAAGACGACACAGACCUUAGCAAUGAGGAUGCGAGAGUCACUCUUGAGAACACUCUCUCAAAACUCGAGACUGAACGGAACGAAAUCCAUUUGUCUUUGGGUGAUGGAGUCGAAACACCUUGGGAAAGGGAGAUGGCAUUGAAGACUUCUCUCGAGACGCAAAGACAAAGACUGGGAGCCAUUCAUCUCACAACUUUAAAGACCGCAACUAUCCUAUGCGACUUGCUCGCAUUGCUUUACAGGUUUGACGAAGCUGCGCUGCUCAAUCAAGAAAUCCUCGCAGGCAGAGAAGCCCAACUACCUUCGGAUAGUCCAGAGCUUUUUGAAUCCUUGCUAGACCGGGUCUGUGUCCUUGCAGGUCAAGCCAAGGUUCAGGAAGCCCAAGAGGAUGCUCAACGCAUUCACCAAAAGGCAGUUGACACGUUCGGGAUCACUCAUCCCUUGACGCUCAAAGCAGAAGCUUUUCUGGCCUGUACAUACUCCAUUCUUGGGCAGCUCGACCUUGCUAUAUCCAUGGCAGAAGGAAUCUUGAAGGCCUACGACAACCAUGACCUGGACGAAGACGAAAAGUACGAGGGCUAUAGACAUUCCUUGCUCGAGCUGAGAUGUAACCUUGCCGUUGACUACUGCAGAGCCCAAAGGUUCAAUGACGCAGCAGAAAUAGCGAGGACCUUGCCAUCUUCGCUUCUUUAUGUUAGGAGAAGUGAGUUUUUCCGUACGUUCGACGCAAUCAUUAACGUUGCUGCCAACUUCGAAUUCUAUCAGCGAUUUGAGGAUUCCGACUCUAUCUAUCGCGACAUAAUCAGAAUCUGCAUCAAGACGCAUGGAAAAAAGAACGCGUACUGCACCCGGCUUGCCUUAGAGAAGCUUUCCAACAGCUACCAGUCCCGGUGUUUGUGGAAGCAAGAGUCAGAGACGCGCCAGACGCUGGUUGAAGUUCUUAAAUCGGCAUCGAGCGCGGCAAACCACGAAGUAUCAACUCAAAUGAUCAACCUAGCCAUCUCACUGAAGAAUGAGCAGCGUUUGGUUGAAGAGAGCGUCGUUCUCGAACAGAUUCUCGAAGGGUAUGAACUCUGUCUCCAGCCUGACCCUAUGAACACUUCCCAAGUCAAGGUCAUGCUGUGCACGAAUCUAAGGAAACAGAAGCAGCUCGACCGGGCGGAGCAAUACGGGCGUGAGGCUCUUGGGGAGUAUCGGGCUCGCCUUGGUCAGGAGGACGACACAACUGUCAUUGCUCAAUAUGAGCUUGCCUCAAUCAUGCUUCUCUCACAUCAAGACAAGAUUCAUGAUGCUAUUCAGCUUCUACAACAGAAUAUGGACAUCGUGGCUCGCAAGUUUGGCGAAAUCCACCCAGAAACUAGGGCUGCAACUUUGCACUUGGCCAAAGCUUACAUUAGGGCCAAACGCUUUGGAGAGGCUGAAGAGGCAGCACACCAGUGUAUCAAGAUCAGCGGCGAGGUGCCAGAGUCCGGCAAGGCUUUGGAGCAAGCAUAUCAUUAUCUCGGAUACGCCAAAGAGCUUCAAAAUGAACUGGACGAAGCGAGCACCUUCUAUAGAGCCUCUAUUGAAAUAGGGCUUGACAGUCGCGAUGGGGUGCACUCAGAUGAUUCACUCUAUACUAUGAGGCUCUUGGCAGCAAUCCACGUUGGAAAAGAAGACUUCGAAGAAGCUGAGACUCUUUUGCUGGAGAUCUUGGCAGCUUCUCCGCAGGUCUAUGGGACAACCCGCCCUGACAUGGCCUGUCGCGUCCACCAUCUACUGGGACGGGUUUACGAAAAUACCGAUAAGGCCCAAGAGUCCGUCCAGAAUCAUACUUUAGCAGUAGAUCUGGCUCGUGAAGCACUCGGUGAAGAUGCAGAGGAAACUCUGUGGUUUACGGAAAGCCUCGUCAGUGCAAAGGUGGCGACUCGGUCAUUCCGAGAGGCACUCCAGCUUGCUGAAAAGCUUCUGGCACAUUCCGAGGAAGAACUCGGCGAAUUCCACGAACUCUCGCUCGCAGUCAAGCAAAGCCUUCUCAUCGUAUACCCAGAACUAGGAAUGUGGCCAGAGUCAGAGCGCCUCCAUCGGGAAUUCCUCCACUCUUUCGAAGAAACUGGGGCUGCCUCCCCCGACGAAUAUGCCUUUCUCUAUCGAACCCUAUCAAAGGCAUGCACCAAGCAAAGCUUCCACUCCGACGCUGAAGUUUUCCUUUCGAAAUUCUGGGAAUGGUAUCAGAAGAGCGAACCAGACACCGAAGAAGAAAUGAUCGAGGUUAUGGCCGAGUUGGCACGAGCCUAUGCAAGGACGGAAAAGUUUGAGGUUGCAAAUCAAUUCAUAUCCCGCAUGCAGGCCACAAGCGAGGCUCUCUUCCCUGAAGAUGACUAUGACUAUGAGGAUGAGCGGGACAUUCUUUGCGCAUCCGCGCGUGCAGAUGUCAUGUUCCAGGCAGGUCAACGGGAAGAGGCUGCAAAGUUGAAGCAGAGAUAUGUCGACCUUCAAUCCACCGACUUGGAUGGAGUAUUCGCCUUAUUGGACAUGUACGAGACAAUGGGUGAGUAUUCCAAAGCGGCUGAGGCUCUACCUUUAGCCAUUGGCGCUGCUUGGAUCCUCAAGACGCAGUCAAGCCCUGAGGUUCACCAAGUGGCGAUCGUCAAGGUUGCUACUUAUGAUUCGAGGAUACAUACAGCAAUAGGCGAUUUCGAACUUGCCCAAGAACAGGCUACUUUGGCAGUGAAUCGAGCAUCAAGGUGGGAUCUCGGCAACUUCACCUACGCCGAGACAUACCGAAACGCUCUCCAAGGCACGAUGACUUUAUAUGGGACACUCGGACGGGACAGAGAGAGGGAGGAGACAAGACUCAAGCUCAUGAAAGAACUUCGCCGACAGGAAGAAGCCAGGGACAAUCACUUGGACGAAUUGGCACGAAAUCGAGUGAAGGUAAAAAGCUUUUUGACAGGAAUGCUUUCAGUAUCAGACCCUUAGUAGUCUGGACAGGAUAUACGGGAAGGCUUGAUGUGACUUUUUGUUUUUCUGUUUCUUUACAUCUGCCCUCGUUUCGACGUCCGUUUCCUUAACCCUGACGCAGUUACGUUUUUAUCCAGGUAGUAUAGAAACUUCUCAUUCGCCUUCUACCUACUUACUCCAGACUUCUUGGCCUUUUUUGUGACGUAUGUAGUACUGUAAAGUUGUUGAAGUAGGUUAGUUCAUGGCCUUGUUCAAGAUUUAAAGAGUUGAUAGUCGAAUGGCUUGCUUGAGUACCUAGUCUACUUGGUCCUACUUUAAGAGUCCUUCUACAAAGCUACCUCUAAUACUCCUCGCAAAUAUUUCCUCGUCCUGAGAUUAGACAGAAGUCCGUUC